ACCUUACCAGAAGGUCCCCGAAUCUUCGGAUGGAGGAUAUAUAAAGCGGAAGGUGUGCACGAGAUCUUAAGUCAGUGCAGUGAGAAGCUUCCGAGCGGCAGCUAGCAAAAAUAAUAUCUAUUUUUCAACAUGAGUCGAUUGGCAAUCGUUUUGUUCGCUCUCGCGGCGGUGGCGGCGGCUGCGCCCGUCGACGACACCUCGCCGAUUCCCAUCGUAAAGCAGGCCCUGGACGGGCCGAAUCCGGACGGCUCCUACAACUACCACUACGAGACCGGUAACGGCAUCCAGGCCCAGGAAGAAGGCCAGCUCACCCACCAGAACACCGACGGGGAGGGGAUGGAGGCCCGAGGCAGCUUCAGCUACACCGGCGAAGACGGUAAUGUCUACCAGGUGACGUACGUGGCCAACGAGAACGGAUUCCAACCGGAGGGCGCUCACCUGCCCACCGCACCCCCGGUACCGCCUCUGAUCCAGAAGGCCCUCGAGUACAUCGCCCAGCACCCCGAGGAGAACGAAUCGCAAUAAGGGACACGAGUUGUUUGACGGGAGACGGAUAGAUAGAUAGUCAGAUGAAGUAUCGAGGACGAGUCUUGGGGGAGGAAGUGAGGUCGGGAGCGAUCGAGCGCGCAGACCCGAUCGGAAUCGUCGCGAAGAUCGACGAAGAUUUCGACGCCCGCAAAGACGACGAGUCUCUUUUGAGGCUCACGUCGUCCCCUCCCCUCGCGGCUGGAUGGAGCUCUGCGUCUCUGCGUUGUUGCGCUCGAACCUGUAAUAUUUUUCUCUCUCUCUUUUUGCACGACACCUGUGUACACGGACAAUAUUUCCGAUGAUAUGCUGUAAAUAAAUUCUAAUCGAUAUGCAAA
This is a messenger RNA of Odontomachus brunneus, 863 nucleotides long. Its product is annotated as flexible cuticle protein 12-like. The transcript is spliced from 2 exons. Gene Ontology annotation, cellular component: chitin-based extracellular matrix. The record is from RefSeq and is a predicted model, not a curated record. Lineage: Eukaryota; Metazoa; Arthropoda; Insecta; Hymenoptera; Formicidae. Gene Ontology annotation, molecular function: structural constituent of chitin-based larval cuticle. Bases 130 to 525 code for a protein of 131 amino acids.